AUCACAAGGCUGACGCGCCUUCCAACGUCCCACUACUGAAUCCCAUCCUGCUCACCCCCCCCACCCUAUGCGACCGUCCUCUCAGCAACAUGCGAAUUCCUAUAUCCGAUUCUUGUGUAGAAUAGACUGCCUCCCAUGGUUAGAACAUGUCCAUCCGUGUCCUCGUCCGCGACUAUCCCAACAGAGCCAUCGCUCUCGUCACCGAAUCCCACGCCCUCAUUUUCCGCUAUACCACCAGCACAACUGACGCCGUCAACAAUGGCAGCCAUACCUCCCUUGGCUCGAGACCAUCGGUUGACACCCAGAGUGCGCCGCGAUGCAUGGCCGAAUUCUCACGUCUAGGCCUAGUCGACCUUGCCGAUUAUCGAACAUUGAGCCCACGACCUGUCUAUGGCACCCUGGGACUUAUAACAGUCGAGAACGAUGUGUUCAUAUGCAUAGUCACGGGCGCCGCCAAGGUGGCUAAUGUGAGGCCGAAUGAGACUGUCGAGAGGAUAUAUGCAGUCCAGUUCUACUGCUUGAGCAGCACCAAAUACGACGAUGUGGUCAGCGAUGGCACAAAGCUCAACGGCUAUGACCGGCAUGAGGAAGACGAUUAUUCGUACGGGCAUAACCUGAGCCAACGGGAUACACCUAUCGAGCACCCAUGCGUUGAUUUGACCAAGAUGCUCAGCAAUGGGAGCUUUUACUACAGUACGGAUUUUGACCUGACGAAUAGGCUUCAAGAUCGGUAUGCAUGGGUGUAACAGUUUUGAGAGUUAUGGAUGCUAAUUCAUGUCCAGCUCCGCCGAGUCUACCGCAUUCGAUAUUGACAACCUCGACGAAUCGUUCUUGUGGAAUUCAUACAUGAUUGGGCCGUUGGUCAAAUUCCGCUCGGAGCUGCUGGAACAUGAAAGAGCGGAGCUGGAUGCUUCACGGAUUCUAACUUCUGCCAUCCGAGGAUUCGUGCUUACAGUGACCCUACCAAAUUCUUCGGCGCCGAUUAGAACACCAAAUAGCGGGCUUCCUUCAUUGCUGACAUUAAUCUCUCGGCUGUCGUGCAAAAGAGCUGGAACCAGGUUCAAUAGUCGUGGCAUCGACGAUGACGGGAACGUGGCCAACUUUGUAGAGACAGAGACGAUAUACUGGAGCCCAGCCGGAGUAUGCUUCUCGUAUGCUCAAAUCAGAGGCUCGGUCCCGAUCUUCUGGGAGCAACAGCCAGGUCUGCUUCCAGGGAAGCAGAACAUCACACUCACCCGCAGCAAGGAAGGCACCCAGCCAGCGUUCGACAGGCAUUUUGAAGGUUUGGAGAAUUCGUAUAGCUCUGUUCAUGUUAUAAAUCUCCUCAGCGAAAGCAAACCAGGAGAGGCUGACCUGACACAACGAUAUAAAUAUGGUGUCCGGCACUGCUCGGUCAACAACCGGGCGGCAUGUCACCAGUUGCUCAAAGAGACUGAAUUUGACUUUCAUGCGGAAACCAAAGGCCCAGGUGGCUUUGAGGCAGCGAGCAUCAUCAGUCACCUAAUUAAGAAAGACGCCGAUGCUUUCGCGUACUACUUAUCAGAGGACCUCGAGGAUGCUCUCGACUCCGAUCCAAGCGGAGAGAAGCCGCAACGGCGAUCGAUUGUGGUGCUGCAACAAGAGGGCGUCUUCCGCACAAAUUGCCUCGACUGCCUCGAUAGAACGAAUCUUAUCCAAACCAUCAUCAGCAAGAUGGCGGUAGAAUCUUUCCUCGGCCAGCGCAGAGAACGAGCUACGUCGGACUUUUGGAUGCGCCAUUCGAGUCUGUGGGCUGAUAACGGAGAUGCCUUGUCGAAGAUUUAUGCAGGGACAGGAGCCCUGAAAACUUCCUUUACGAGACACGGAAAGAUGUCCCUGGCGGGAGCCAUUGCCGAUGCUCGGAAGAGUGCCACUCGUCUUUAUAUCAACAAUUUUGCGGAUAAAGGCCGCCAGAACACUAUCGAUGUGCUCCUAGGGAGGCUGGUGGGACAGCGACCAGUAUACUUAUAUGACCCCAUUAACGAAUAUGUGAACUCGGAAUUGGCCAGACGGCUCCCAGAGUAUUCCUCUACUCAGAUUGUCAAUAUCUGGGUUGGAACGUACAACGCCAACGGCCGGAGCGAUGGCAUCAAUGAAGACCUGAGCGCUUGGUUAUUCCCUGACGGCAACCCUGGACAGCAACCGGAGAUGGUCGUUGUUGGUUUCCAAGAAAUUGUCGAGUUGAGCCCCCAGCAGAUCAUGAAUAGCGAUCCGACUAGAAAGAAGGGGUGGGAAGCGGCUGUGAAGAAGCACUUGAACGAUCAUAUGGAUGCUGCUGGCAUCGAGGAUAGAUAUGUUCGACUCAGGAGUGGCCAGUUGGUUGGUGCUGCGCUGUGCAUAUACGUGAAAUCUUCCGUGCUACAUCUCGUGAAGCACGUUGAGGGGUCAACGAAGAAGACAGGGUUGUCAGGGAUGGCGGGCAAUAAAGGGGCGGUGGCUAUUCGGAUGGAAUACGCCAAUACCUCAAUAUGCUUCGUCACUGCGCAUUUAGCAGCUGGGUUUGCCAAUUAUGACGAAAGGAACAAGGACUUCCACGCAAGCAGCUUCCCUUCCACACUACCCCUCAUCCAAGCUAACAAACCCAGACCAUCCACCAAGGCCUCAAAUUCCAACGCAACCGCGUCAUCGACGACCACGACACCGUCAUCUGGCUGGGCGACUUCAACUACCGCAUCGGCAUGUCGCACGACCGCGUCACCACCCUCAUCAAAUCCCAAGACCUCUCCUCCCUCUACGACAAUGACCAGCUCAACAUCCAGAUGAUCGCCGGGCUGGCCUUUCCCCACUACUCAGAGUCCAUGAUCACCUUCAUGCCAACCUACAAAUUCGACGUCGGAACUAAUGUCUACGAUACUAGUGAGAAGGCGCGUAUUCCGGCUUGGACGGAUCGCAUACUGCGUAAGGGCGGGAAUAUCAGGCAGACGGCGUAUCAUUCUGCGGAUCUGAGGUAUUCGGAUCAUCGCCCUGUGUUCGCGACAUUCGAAUGUACAGUAACCAUCAUCGACGAAUCCCGCCGCGCCGCCCUAUCGCGCCAGACUUUCGCGCGUCGUCGCGCUGCUGAUUCGACACCUCGCCCUCUUUCCGUCGUCGGCGGCGCGCGCAUGGAAAACGAGAGUUCAGACGAAGACCCGCCCUACGACCCAGUCGAACCAGGCCUACCCGCCGCGAGCUCGGAUCGCAGGAAAUGGUGGAUCGACUCCGGACACCCUGCUCGCAGUGCCCUUGAACCGCCGGAGAGGGGGAUGCUACCUAACCCCGCUAGACCGAGUAAUCCCUGGCAGCAGAGUGAGGAGGAGGAGUGGGUAUAUGUUGAGCGCCAGCCUGCGCCGUCUACACGAGCACCCUCUGUCCGCUCACAAGCUACCCUGAGGAAACCCCUUCCGCCACCGUACCCCGCGACUGAAACUCGACCGCCGCCUACGCCCGCGCGUCCACAGGCCGAGACACUGGUGCAGAGACGGGGGAGU
Messenger RNA from Pseudogymnoascus destructans, 3485 nucleotides. RefSeq names its product inositol polyphosphate 5-phosphatase (gene INP52). Gene Ontology annotation, cellular component: cytoplasm; membrane. Gene Ontology annotation, molecular function: phosphatidylinositol-3,5-bisphosphate 5-phosphatase activity; phosphatidylinositol-4,5-bisphosphate 5-phosphatase activity. The transcript has a single exon. The record is from RefSeq and is a predicted model, not a curated record. Gene Ontology annotation, biological process: phosphatidylinositol dephosphorylation. The coding region runs from base 775 to 2781 and encodes 668 amino acids. Lineage: Eukaryota; Fungi; Ascomycota; Leotiomycetes; Thelebolales; Thelebolaceae.